Molecule: messenger RNA, 465 nt
Organism: Soboliphyme baturini
Lineage: Eukaryota; Metazoa; Nematoda; Enoplea; Dioctophymatida; Soboliphymatidae
Source: the annotation of a GenBank genome assembly
AUGCACGCGCACAAGCAGAACAUUACUGCCGGAAGAGUGCAGAAGACUUUCUAUGUCAUAACACGCAAAGUUGCCAAAAUGCAGAUAGAUGCAGAUAGGCUUCCAUUCUGUCUAUCGUUGGACAAUGCAGUUAAAACGGCUCGAAAGUUCGAUUUCAACGAAAUAUUUGAGCAGACGCGUCAGUCGGCGAUUUCGCGUUAUCGAGGGACGGUGGAGGGGAUUCACGAAGACAAAGCGUCGACCAGCAAUAAAUCUGGAUAUGUAGCUGACGCCUCGCGGAUGUUAAACGCAUCAUACAGCGAACUCGAUGAAGAUGACGAGGAGGGAGAGGACGACUUGGUCGGACCAGCGGUUCCGGAUGCAUUGAAGCCCUGUCGCUCUAGUGCUGAUGCGGACGCAGAUUACGAUAGUGGAGUGGACGACGAGUACAACACAGGCGGCGAAUCACACGAAAUGGUUUGUUAA